AGACAGACUCUGGUUGCUAAUCCAUCUGUGCUUCUGCCCUGCGUCCAGGUGUUCCACAGUCUGUUCUGGCCUCUGGAGUUCACUGUUCCUGGCAGGGACAACAACAAGAGCUACGCCAAGGUCAUCUGCAAUAAACUGAACAGGGAUCAAGUGAUUGGGUUCCACUACCUGGGUCCUAAUGCGGGGGAGGUGACACAGGGCUUCGGUGUAGCCAUGAAGUGUGGCGUUACCAAGGAGCAGCUGGAUGGAACCAUUGGUAUUCACCCAACAUGUGCUGAGAUCUUCACCACCUUGGAGGUGACCAAGAGGUCUGGUGGUGACAUCACCAAGGCUGGCUGCUGAGGUUAAACCCUGCUGGUUUAGCUAGCUGCUCUCAUAUCAGAACCUUGUUCCUGAUGCCCUCUUCUUUAUCAGGUCUCUCCUCAAGGCACUUGCUUUAAAAUAGCACUUAAUGCGUGUGACGUUGUACCAACCUUCUGAGGUCAUCGGGAUU
This is a messenger RNA of Cynoglossus semilaevis (tongue sole), 493 nucleotides long. RefSeq names its product thioredoxin reductase 1, cytoplasmic-like. The record is from RefSeq and is a predicted model, not a curated record. NCBI's taxonomy places the organism in Eukaryota, Metazoa, Chordata, Actinopteri, Pleuronectiformes, Cynoglossidae. The transcript is spliced from 3 exons. Gene Ontology annotation, biological process: glutathione metabolic process; cell redox homeostasis; cellular response to oxidative stress. The annotation marks the transcript as partial. Gene Ontology annotation, molecular function: flavin adenine dinucleotide binding; glutathione-disulfide reductase (NADPH) activity. Gene Ontology annotation, cellular component: mitochondrion; cytosol.